CAAUACGUCUCGACAAGCUCCUCGAGUCGUGUGUUUGAAAGCGCACGAAGCGCAUACAUUAAUUUUCUGGUGGUUGUUUUUUUUAAUUCUCCUGCUGAAACUCUAUUAUAUAGGAUGUUUCUGGUUUGGUGUUUUAUACUGUGUCUUCUUACGCUCUUUGGAAGUUCUAAAGCUGUUGCUGAAGCUCCUUUGGAUUAUUAUUGCGACCAUCCGGCGGAUAUAGCUCUCUUGUUGGACUCUUCCAGCUUCUUUGGAAGAGAAAACUUCAAAUAUCAGAAGAAAUUUGCGCAAAGUUUCGUAACAUACUUCAAAAUACGUAGAACAGGAGCAUCGAUCUCAGUACUACCAUAUGGAGGAAAACCGAUCGUUCGCCGGUCCAUUACAAAUUUCUUUCAAUCCAGUACGAUUUCAAGACUCACAAGGAAAAUCGCCGAAUUGAAAUUUCAAGGCGGCCGUAGUAAGCUGGAGAAUGCUUUGCGUUUUUCUCGCGAUCACCUUUUCUCCACGCCCGGGAAAUAUGGUGCUCGUUCGUGGGUGUCACGUGCGGCCAUCGCGAUCACUGGCAGCUGGCGACAAUGGAAUUCACGUCAAACUCGCGAGAUCCGUGAGGCUGCGCUUAGCUUGCAAAGAACUGGUGUAAAAUUGAUGAUUGCUUAUAUUGGCUCGAGAGAGGAUCAAAAUGACCAAAAUAGUAAAUUGUUUGAGUCGAUGGUGAAGUCCAAAAAUGAUGUUUAUAUGUUGAGAAAAGCCGUUGGUUUAACACAAGCUGCGAAACAAAUGGUUCAAGAAAUCUGCCCUAAACCUACUGUAUUUCCGUGUCCUGUGACCGCUGAUAUUGCAUUUAUCGUGGACUCAUCUGGUAGUAUAGGCACAAACAAUUACGCAAAGACGAAAUACUUCGUGUAUUCUAUUGCGAACGCGCUAAAUAUCUCCGCUACUGGUGCACACGCUGGAGUUGUGAUCUAUAGUGAAGAGGCAAAAGUUCCAAUCAAAUUUACUGAUCAUACGGAUAUCGUAAGUUUCAAAGAAGCGGUUUACGGCUUGGAGUACCUGAAGGAGAGGACGCGUAUUGACCUUGGUCUUCAGAAAGCGCACACGGAUCUAUUUUCCGAGUACUACGGCGGAGCCCGCAGGGAUGUUAAAAAGCUGGCAUUUAUUUUAACGGAUGGAAGGCAAAAUCCCAAGGGGGGGACACCUUUAAAGGAAGCUGCUGGCAAACUUAUGAAAGAUGGUAUAAAGACGAUUUCUAUUGGGAUUGGCUCCGAGGUGAACAAUACGGAGUUGAGGGCAAUGGUUCAGUACGACGAGGAUGUGAAACAAGUUGCUAAUUUUGAUGAUCUCGUGCGUGAGAUUCAAAACAUCACGCAACUCACCUGCGAUGAAAUAAGGUUGACCACCUGCGACUACCCAGCAGACAUUGCGUUCGUGUUGGAUUCAUCAGCCUCCGUGUCGUACGAAGAUUUUGAGAAGAUGAAAGGAUUUGUCAAAACAAUGGCAAAACAGUUUCGCGUCUAUGAACACGGCAGUCGUGGUGCGGUUAUUGUUUAUGGUGAAAAUGCUGGAGUCGCAAUCCGCAUGGACGAGUACAUUAACUACUUUCAGUUUAUUCGCGCUGUUGAUGACCUGGGACGAUAUGGAGGUCGUCGUCGAAGUUUUCAGGCAAUGGCACUUGCCGAGUCCGUAUUAUCAAACUACGAGCAAGGUGCACGACGUAAGGUUCCGAAGGUUUUACUCAUGUUGACGGCCGGUCCCGAGAGCAGUAAUGCAGAUUACGAGACUUUACAGGAAGUGACGCAGCGACUUUAUGACCGUCACACGCUGGUAUUGGUCGUUGGAAUAUUACCCGGUGCAGAUAUUGGAAAACUUCAAAACCUCGUGGAGUCCACCGUGGAUGUUUUUGCUGCUCAAUCAUUCAAGGAAAUCCGUGGUCAACUCGCACCCUUGACUAAUGACACUUGCAAACAUGUUGGGCCAGGGAUUUGCGAAGCCAAAGUGGACAUAGCGUUUAUCUUGGAUUCUUCUGGUAGUAUCACGCAUGACGAGUAUAUUGAGGUCAAAAGCUUUGCGAAACGGGUUAUGAAAACUUUUGAUAUCGGUCCGCAAAAAACCCACCCGGCUAUCAUGAUAUACAACGACGAGGCGAGAAUUGCGCAUCGUUUUGGAGGGAUUUUAUCUCACGAAGAUUUUGAUAUGAAACUCGACGCGUUACCGCACUUGCGUGGGAAGACACGCAUCGAUCUUGCUCUCUCGAAAGCUGCCAGGGAGCUUUUCUCCUGGGCAGGAGGAAUGAGAGUUCAAUCUGACGUACAAAAGGUUGCCAUAGUGAUCACGGAUGGUCGUCAAACUCCGGCACCCGACGGAAUUGGACUGGAUCAGGCUUCAGCUGGAUUGAUUGUACAAGGAGUGAAAGUUUUGUCUAUAGGUAUUGGUGAUAAUGUUGAUCAAGAUGAGCUAUCUAAGAUGGUCGAUAAACCAGACAGGCAUAUAUUCAUGUCUAAAUCUUACAAAGCUUUGCGUAUUCAACUCGCAACUAUUGCGCGGGAAAGUUGUUCACUACCUACAUAUACGUAUAACUGAGGUGGUGCGAAUCAAUCAUUAAUGGAAAGUUUCUUACAAGGUUUAAAUGUUGCUGUUGUCUUUCUUUUUGUGACCUUUCGAAAUGAAAUUCGCUCUGAUUGUUUGAUUUCCACUGAAAAUAACUUCCAAUAUUUUUACGAAAACCUUUCUCGUGUAACUAAAUAAUUUGUGGCAUUGUUGACCAUAUUCUUUUUCGUAAUCAUUGACGAGUGUGAAGGGUAAACCUUUUUAGAAAUUUAGCCUAUUGAGAGGCUGCACGAUUAAAAUUUAAAGCUAGA
Xenia sp. Carnegie-2017 is the source of this 2855-nucleotide messenger RNA. Its product is annotated as collagen alpha-6(VI) chain-like. The transcript has 10 exons. Lineage: Eukaryota; Metazoa; Cnidaria; Anthozoa; Malacalcyonacea; Xeniidae. The coding region runs from base 115 to 2577 and encodes 820 amino acids. The record is from RefSeq and is a predicted model, not a curated record.